AUGUGUGACGGCGUGUUGGGCAGCAAAGUGACAGCAUCGGCAGCUGCACUCGCCAAAAGAAGACCAAAAAAAAAGGACGAGGGGCGUGUCAGCUUCCAGCUUCAAGGCACAGGUGGAGCCGCAGCAACAAGUCUUACCCCUUCAGCGUGUUCCGGACCCGUGCAACUCGGCAUCGCUGCAGUGGCCGCCGCUAGCUUCAAAUGGGAAACAUGCCCGUUCAUCACCGCAGCGCCACAGCAGACGCUGACGUGCGAAGCCGCACAAUUAACGGGCCGUCGCGGCAACCACAAGGCAGCGGCGCACUUUUUUUUCGUUUCUUUUGGAUUCCCGCCUCUCAUCCAGCAGUAG
This is a messenger RNA of Trypanosoma rangeli, 348 nucleotides long. RefSeq lists its product as uncharacterized. The record is from RefSeq and is a predicted model, not a curated record. The coding region runs from base 1 to 348 and encodes 115 amino acids. The transcript has a single exon. Lineage: Eukaryota; Euglenozoa; Kinetoplastea; Trypanosomatida; Trypanosomatidae.